Metarhizium acridum CQMa 102 is the source of this 675-nucleotide messenger RNA. The record is from RefSeq and is a predicted model, not a curated record. Lineage: Eukaryota; Fungi; Ascomycota; Sordariomycetes; Hypocreales; Clavicipitaceae.
AUGGCACGACGCGUUCCUCUCGAUCUUCCAGAGGAAGCAAUCCGAGUGAUUAAGGAGGACGGAGGAGUCAUUCUCACUGCCUUCACUUCAGCCAGCCAAGUCAAGCAAGUGAACCAAGAUGUCAACGAAACUAUGGCGAGAAGAAAAAGUGAUGAGGCAUUCAAAGCCCUUUACAAUGGACGGAUCUACUGCGGUCUUCUGUACGGCCUCAGUGAGACGGCACGAGAAGAAUGGGCUUUGAACCCCGACAUGCAAUCGAUUGUCAAUCACUUUCUCCGGACAGUGAACCCUCCCGAGGUGGACAAGAAUAGUAUGCGGGCGCGCAGCACUAAUGCCAUUCUGUCUCAAGCCAACAGCAUCCUUACCCUGCCAGGCGGCGCCGGACAGGCCCUGCACCGUGACGACAGCAUAUGGCAAAAAGUACAUCGCAGCCAGGAGGAGUCGGGCUAUUGCUUGGGAUCGGAUCUGGGGAUUGCGUUAUUGGUGCCAGGGGUUCAGACAACUCGUGCGAAUGGAGCCACGUUGGCGAAUGAGUUUGCAUGGUGGACUGAGAAGGAGGUGGAGAAAUGGUCGGUCGAUGCGCAAAAGCUGGCGGGCUACGUUACGGAUAAAAUGCUGGGGAUUUGCGAUGAUGGGGAUCCCAUCGAUGCGCUGCGCCGUCACCGGUCAACAUGA